AUGGGAACUGCAAUUCUCCGUUCCCACGAUUGCCUUCAACGUCAACGUCGGUAUCUUCCUAACGACUCCUUGUCAUCCUCUUCCUCACCGAUUCGAUCUCGAAAAAACUGUAGCCCCAACCCUAACUACAAGUCCAAUGUCAAUCAGAAUCGUCGCCGGAACCGGAGUCCGGUGUCCGCCUUUCCGGCGGCUAAACAGCACGAUCGGAGAAAGUCCGGUGAACGGACGUUUGAUAAUGUUGCUCCGGUGAAUCUUGUCAUGGGAAAAGUUAAGAUUCUCAAAAGAGGUGAGAAGUUGACUCCGGAGAUUAGCUAUGAUUCAGGACUCGUUGUGAAGGCUAUGGAUCUGAAGUUGGACCAACCUGAUUUGGUGUUGGGAUCUACGGAUCGGUUUGGACCUGAACCAUUAGCCAUGCAGAAGCAGAUUAGGGUUUCAGAUUCGAAUUUGAAAGACGCAAUUUAUGCUGGAUCGACGAUUUUUUCUUCUCCUCCUCCGAGUUCCGUUCCGGUUCCUUUGUUUUUGCGGAAGAACGGUGUGGCCACCAGUGAUUUGCGGCGGUUGUUACGGCUUGAUUAG
Lathyrus sativus (Indian pea) is the source of this 576-nucleotide messenger RNA. The record is from the annotation of a GenBank genome assembly. NCBI's taxonomy places the organism in Eukaryota, Viridiplantae, Streptophyta, Magnoliopsida, Fabales, Fabaceae.